Molecule: messenger RNA, 1410 nt
Organism: Entelurus aequoreus (snake pipefish)
Lineage: Eukaryota; Metazoa; Chordata; Actinopteri; Syngnathiformes; Syngnathidae
Exons: 7
Coding region: 40-1284 (414 amino acids)
Source: RefSeq, a predicted model, not a curated record
ACAACAAAAGAAAGUUCAGAACUACGCCUACCAGUGAAGAUGCCUGACUUUUGUGCAGCCUACGGAUGCUCUAAUCGCCGUAGUCUCAAAACGAGAACCCGUGGGAUCACCUUUCACCGGUUUCCCAAAACCGGAGAGAGGAAGAGGCAGUGGGAACUUGCCCUAAGAAGGGAUGGUUUUGUUGCCUCUGGCAGGACAGUGCUCUGCAGUGAGCACUUUAGGAGUGAGGAUUUUGACAGGACGGGGCAGACUGUCCGGCUUAAAGAUGGUGUUGUGCCAACAAUUUUCAACUUUCCAGCUCAUCUUCAAAGGCCGAUAGCAACAAGAAGCACAACCACUGCUAGAAGAGCGGAAGACAACCUGCCAAUGGACUUGUCUCAGGAUGAACCUCAGCCUGAUGUUGUGAAGCCACAGCGAUAUGUCCUGACCUACAGGUUCAGCCAGGACCACUUGGAGCUUCUCUUUAACUCCAUCAGAGCAUCCGGUGGCUGGAAUAACAACCCUAAUGCCAGCCAGUUCAAGUACAUCUUCCGAAAGCUGAUGGCCCGGUGUGGGGUUGUUAAACCAAGCAGCAAAGGCAAUGUGACUGCACAGGAUGACACAGAGUCCCUACCAGCUGUAGCAAUGUCCUCUGCUGCCCAGUCCUACCACAUCGACACAUCUACAAACCUGUCAGCUGUAGAUAUGUCCUCUGCAGAACAAAGAGAAGAUCUUCCAUCCCCGUUUGCUGACAUUCCUGCCCUUGUACAUGACCACAGCUACCUUCCCACCCGCUUCGAUGGUCUUGUGGACAACGCUCUCGUGUACAUUUCAGGAUUUGUUGUGCGACGGACGGUGAAGAAGCUGUCCUGUGAUGUCUGCCGUGCCAGCCUGGUGACGGACGCUGCAUCUGCCAGUAAGGACAAGAGCUACCACCUGCUGACUCUAAGAAACAAUGGAGGCCUGGUGAUUCCGUCUGAAGGCACGGUGAGGGUCGUCAGGGCAGCAGAGUGGGUCAUUCGCCAGGCAUCAGCAGAUUCCAGACGAUCACAGCCCAUCAAACUGCUAGAGGUCCUCUACAUUGUGCGGAAGAGGAUAGGUUCAGAGGAUGUGUUUUUGCUCGGGGAGCACAUCGGCGACACACAGUAUGGCAUUGACAGUCACCACCAUACGCUGGUAACAUUAGUUGUGUCCCUGUUUUUCAAGCUAAGGCUGCACCACAUUGCAAAAAUCAAUACUCUGAGCUUACAGAGUGGCAACAUGAGACAGAAGCUCACCAAAGCAGUCCUUUUCAAAGGGCAUUAGCUCCAACUGUGUGUGCACCGUGUGUCUUAUUGGUUUUGUGUUGUACUGUAUUGUAUUGUGUGCAGCUGGUCCUUGUCUCCAAGACAAAAUAAAAUAACCUUGAACCUUGAAGCCCCAUCUCUCCCC